This is a messenger RNA of Vicugna pacos (alpaca), 2282 nucleotides long. RefSeq names its product transmembrane serine protease 12. Gene Ontology annotation, molecular function: S-adenosylmethionine-dependent methyltransferase activity; serine-type endopeptidase activity. Gene Ontology annotation, biological process: proteolysis. The record is from RefSeq and is a predicted model, not a curated record. Lineage: Eukaryota; Metazoa; Chordata; Mammalia; Artiodactyla; Camelidae.
GAGGUCACUGGAGAACUCGCAGGGUUAAGGACACUGCAUUUAAAACGCAGCAGGUAACUAGCAGUAGUCGCCAAACCCUGAGAAGGGGAAGCAAAAAUAGGUUUGUAAUAAGGGAUUGCAGUCAGCGUUUCUUCUAAGGAAAAGCUGGGAACCUUCUCAUUUUGCUUGAAGAAAACUAAGCUAUGAGGCAACAUUUGCCAAGCAUCUAUUAAUUGAGGGAAAUGGGCCUCUUGCCCAAGAUCUGACUUCAGCCGCGUCUUUCCGGCACAGGCAGCUCUUCUUUCCUCUGCAGCUGAUUGGCUCCAGAGUGUGGCCAGAACCCCACCCUCUUGCAUUUAAAGGGGUCAAGUCUCUAACUGCUGAUCUGUUUUCUUCUUUGAAUGAUGGCGCUUACCAUCUCUGUCCUCCAGCUGGCCGUCUGCAUCCUGGCAUUUCCCAUGUAUCUGCUGAACUUCCUGGGCAUGUGGAACUGGAUAUGCAAAAAAUGGUUCCCCCACUUCUUGGCAAAGUUCAUUGUGAUUUACAAUGAACAGAUGGCGAGCAAGAAGCGGGAGCUCUUCAGCAACCUGCAGGAGUUUGCGGGCCCCUCCGGGAAGCUCUCCCUGCUGGAGCUGGGCUGCGGCACUGGGGCCAACUUCAAGUUCUACCCGCCUGGAUGCCGAGUGGCCUGUAUCGACCCCAACCCCAACUUUGAGAAGUUCCUGGUCAAGAGCAUUGCCCAGAACCGACACCUGCAGUUUGAGCGCUUUGUGGUAGCUGCCGGGGAGAACAUGCACCAGGUGGCGGACGGCUCCAUGGAUGUGGUGGUCUGCACCCUGGUUCUGUGCUCCGUAAAGAACGAGAAGCAGAUCCUCCAGGAAGUGCGCAGAGUGCUAAGGCCGGGAGGAGCUUUUUAUUUCAUGGAGCAUGUAGCAGCUAAGCAUUCAACUUGGAAUUACUUCUGGCAACAGGUCCUGGAUCCUGUGUGGUACCUUCUGUUUGAUGGGUGCAGCCUGACCAGAGAGAGCUGGAAGACCCUGGAGCAGGCCGGCUUCUCCAAGCUGAAGCUGCAGCAUUUGCAGGCCCCACUGUCCUGGGAGCUGAUGCGCCCUCACAUCUACGGAUAUGCUGUGAAGUAGUGCAAGCAGGCAGUAGAGAGCUGAAUGGCUCAAAGAGUUCAAGGCUUUGGUUUUACACUUAAAAUACUAAUUGGGAGAAGGGAACUCUUUUGUUUUUGUUUUUUUUUUUAGCUACAGGUUAAUUUCAUCCCUAAAAGUUUAUGCUGUAACUGAUUUAGCUAUUUUCUAUAGUCUCACAAAGAAUCAAAAACAAAACAAAACAAAACAAAUCGGCUUUAAACCCUCCCUUAAAGGAAACAGUGGGCUUUCAUAAUUGAAGUCUACAAUUAUCCUCAAUUCUUACUUUAUUAACCUCACGAUUUUUCUUAUUUAAAUUGUUACCCAAGAGAUUUUAAUUUCAUUCCCUCUCUGAGAAGCUGAUGCUCUCAAAGCAGUUAAAGCACUCAAAAGAAGAUUUUGAAAAGGGAGGAGUGAAAAGAUCUUAAUAAUUCACAAACUGAAUACAGAAAUACUAACUAGUUGAAAAUCCAAACCUAAGUAGCACAAUUUUUUUGGUUGUUUAUUUUGGAAAAAGAAAUCUGAAUCUAUUUGUUGUUCUUGGUAUCACUGGGCUGGCUUUCAAGAUUAAUGCACCAGGACGCCACACCUAGUUCUGCCCAGCUUUGUUGUUCUUCAUUCCAGUAUCCCAUCAGUUUGUUCUCUUGCAUUCCAGUCUUCAGUUCUUAAGAUGAAGACUGUACUUUAGUAUGUCCAUAAAACUGUAUGAAGCAGUUAAAAGUUCUUGAGUUUAUUUCCUCAUUAUCUACUACAUUGCUGAAUGUAGCAAAUUGUAGGUGAAGAAAAGUCUAUUGUAAUUAGGGAAAUCCUGUAAUUAGGUACACUCUGUAAGAGGCCCCUCCCCACCAAACAGGCAACCUGUGAGUCUGUAAAGAAGUAGACAAACAUUGCUUGGAUAACUUUGAUCAAAUUUCCGCUUGGGUCCCAAGAUGGUUUCUUUGUUCCUUAUAGUCAUGGAAACCUUGGAAAAUCAUCACAUAUGCUUUGAAAACACGCUGGUCAGUCAGAGGGCUUAAAAGAAUUUUCAGCGAUAGUUUGAAUUUUUUUUAAUACACUUAGUAUAUUUUCUGAGAUGAUUUUGCAAAGAGACUAUUUUAAGUAAUCAAAUCAAUCAAUGACUUCAUGUACAUUUUAGGAAUGGAAAUAAAAUUAAUGGUUUAUAUCUUU